Sesamum indicum (sesame) is the source of this 414-nucleotide messenger RNA. Its product is annotated as putative RING-H2 finger protein ATL53. Lineage: Eukaryota; Viridiplantae; Streptophyta; Magnoliopsida; Lamiales; Pedaliaceae. Gene Ontology annotation, biological process: protein ubiquitination. The record is from RefSeq and is a predicted model, not a curated record.
AUGUCCCCACAUGUAGGAGACAUAGCCGCUCUGAUUAUCAUCGGCUUCGCACUAUUCGUCACCUUAGUGAUAUACCUACUUGAAUAUUUGAUUAUUACACGCAUGAGAGAUGAUGAUGAGCAGGAUGAAACUCAACGGAGCCGGGAAAUAGCCCUUACGCUCGUCACCACACCCCCACGUCCAGCAGAGCGCCGGAGUCGGGUGGCAGGCAAGGAGGAAUUGGUUCUCGAGAAAUACUCCAAAGAAAACUCAAAAGAUGACUACGGCGGCGAUAUGAUAUGCCUGGAGGAAUACAAAGACGGCGAUACGAGGGCGGUGAUCACGGCAUGCAACCAUAGGUUUCAUGCUGUUUGUAUCAAGACAUGGUUGGUGCAGAAUGAUACUUGUCCACUUUGCAGAACUCUUGUCGUUUGA